UUUGUUUACUCUGAGAGCUGGUGGGUACAGAGAUCAUUUCAUGUGGACAUGAGAGGACAGAGAGAUCUGCUGUGGAUUUUACGUUACUGACCAAUCAGGAGUGACAACGAUGACAGCAUCAGUCGUCAGCUCUCCCGUGUUUCACCCGGUGUUCAUGGGUUUCCUGGCUCUGUCGAGCUUGGAGGGAGUGUUCACCUGUCGUCUAGGGACCCCAGAAGAAUGCGCCAAUUGUUCCUUUGUGCCUGGCUACAAACUGGCUGGGAUGGGCUAUGAUGUCGUAACACUGAGACAAAAACGGGCCUCUGUGUUUGAUGUCAACAGUUACUUGGCUAACUCCUGCAUGGUAUGUGUGAACCCACUUAUGGGAGGUGAGCUUCAGAAACUCCCCUUGCAUAUGAAGGACUGGCGCGCAGAAAGUGACUGCAAGAGGAAGACUCUGAGUUCCUACUACUACUCUGUCAGCUCUCUUGUGGAUGAUAUAGCCUUCUUUAUAGCGAAUGACUGGAAGGCGGGGCUAAAGCUGGAGAAUGUAGACCUGCAGUUAGCAGGCAGCAAGUCCAAGGUGUACGGCUUUGCAUCCGCACACUCAAACGCAGACAGGUCUUCCUUCUCAUUUCAACAAUUUACCUGCUCCGUCUACAGUUUCAGUGUACCCAGCAAACCCCCACUUAGCCUGGAUUUCCAGCGACGCAUAGCUUCUCUGCCACACCACUACACAUCCAACAGUGAGGCGUACAAGGACAUCAUUGAUACCUACGGAACCCACUACAUCAGUGAUGGAGACCUCGGAGGGAUGAUGAAGAGGGUGACUAGCAUUCGCACCUGUCUAGCAGCCCUAAACAAGGUCUUUGUGUCCGACGUGGAGACAUGUCUGAGUAUGGGGUUGGACUUGGACAUACCUGUAGGACUGCCCGUUGACUUAGGGCUAAACCUUUUGGGUGGACAAUGUUCGAAGGUCGCUACCAACUCUGACAGUGCAACAGGGUACAGCAUGGGCUUCUUAAGCCACCACACGGAAGUGAACGGUGGGAGAACCUUAAAUGGAGUUGCUUCUAUGAGAAAAGCUAAUAUAGAUAGUUUCUUAAAAUGGAUGAAAAGCCUAAAUGAGUUUCCGGAAAUGGUAUCCUUCUCCCUGCAGCCUCUAUAUCAACUGGUUGAUGACAAACAGACGAGCGCUGAUCUACAAACAGCUAUUAGUCAGUAUGUGAUCGACAGCGGGAUUAAGAGAAUAAAGACAGAGAAUCAAGCAUGCAGGCAUUCACCUGACCUUUCUGCUGAUUGCUGCCCCCUGUUGGCAGGGAGAGGCAAACUAACAGUCUUUGUGGACCGUGGGUUUAGUCUAAGGGGCAAUGGGAUGGCCGAACCAGAGGUUUACGUCAAACUGUGGUGUUCAGGUCAGCACAGGCUGACCCGCUGGAUCACCACCUAUGAUCCACUUUGGCAUACACAUUUCAACUUUAACUAUGUAAACACCCAGUCCUCUCUAGAGCUCCAGGUGUGGGAUAAGUCCCCAGGGGAACGUGACGAUGACCUCCAGGGUGGGUGUUCUGUAAACCUGGAGCAGGGGAGCCACGUGCAUAGCUGUGGACUCAGUAAUGGGAGUUUCACAUUCUCUUACACAUUAACUUGUGACAAACACCUGACUGGUGAUAAAUGUGACCAAUAUUACCCCUCCCCAAACUAGAGGGGAAAUCAGUGAAGAAUC
Messenger RNA from Oncorhynchus mykiss (rainbow trout), 1705 nucleotides. RefSeq names its product perforin-1. Lineage: Eukaryota; Metazoa; Chordata; Actinopteri; Salmoniformes; Salmonidae. Gene Ontology annotation, molecular function: wide pore channel activity. Gene Ontology annotation, biological process: defense response to virus; immunological synapse formation; T cell mediated cytotoxicity. Gene Ontology annotation, cellular component: membrane. The record is from RefSeq and is a predicted model, not a curated record.